GCUGCAUUCACCAACACCAAAUGUUCGUUUGUGACCUGGCCUAACAAACACUUCCUAGUUGCACAUCGUUAUCUGCCGCAUUUUACAGGGUAUUUUUGGCGCAUAUAAUGGAACUGUGAUAAGAAGGUUGAUUCCUCUGCUGGUUGUUGAUAACGGAGCACGGGUUUUGGUUUAGCAUUGCAUCAGUCGUUUACAAGCGUCCUUUGAAUGCAGACUGUAAUUGAUUAAUUAUUGACUAGCGGGAGUGGAUUUGUGUACGAUGAAACACUCUAAACGGAUUGUUUCACUUUUGACGAACACAGUGCUGCUGGUUGGGAUUAUAUUGGCUUUACCUGUGAUAAUAGCAAUCUUGGUGUUGUUUCAAGUGCAUCGACAAAUAGUGGCGCAAUUGCUGGCGAUUAAAUAUGGCUCAUCGUUCCGAGGGCUGCUGCAAGGAUCGGAUGUGGUGUGGGCAGGGCAGGAACGAUCAUCCAAGGCAGUGGCAAGCGUGUUGCUUCUGUUUGAGAAACCUGUGCAUGUGUCAGACGACAGCGUGCAUUUGCUGGAGCUGUUUCGUGAUCGAUUCAAACGUCUUCACACAGUUGAUGCGUAUCAGAAAUUGUUCUGGCAAAGGCGCAUUCAGUGGGGUUACUAUUUUUGGAUCAAACAGGAACUUCCGCUUUGGAGCGAUCGUUACGUCAAACAGCUCGACGUGAUUCCCUCCAGCAGCAGCUGCCUUUCCAAAAGGCAACUCUGUGCACUAAUUGGCUCAAUCAGCAAUCGGGAUUGCAAUGGUACGAGCUGGGAGUUGCUCGUUGGAAGACAACCAUUAUGCCACGACGACAGCACUGUAAUGCUGUACCCGGUCCUUUUCAGGUACCAUCAUUCAAUCGCUGAUGGAAUUGCAAUAUUUCGAACGUUCUGCAAAGAAUUCCUCGACAGUACGGCCACGGCGGAGGAACACGUGUGGAAUCCAAAUGCGGCCAAUCAGACCUCGGUGAAUGGUUUUUUCACUUGGCGCAAUCUCUUCCGUAUGGCUUACCGUGGGCCGAGAUUUUUGGCACACGAAAUAUUACUCAAACGGGAAUGCAAUCCGUUCUACGGUCCGGAACCAAGCAAUAAUAAAAUCGUCUGUUGGGCAGGCGACCAUGCAGGGCGACCAGCAAAUCACGCGACUCCUGUGAUAAGCGCAAUCAAGACAGUCAAGCAUUUGGUAAAUGAUUGCAGCUUUACAGACAUCUUGCUGACGGCAUUUGCCACGAGUCUUGGGGCGUACUGCAGGCGGAAGAGCUUACCCGUGCCAACGGCCGUCACUAUCGGUCAGAUGCGACGGUUCCAUCGCGAGUCCGAAGUAAUUCAGCUGCGUAAUCGCUCAACGGCUGUAUUUAAAACGUUGCCAAUAGGCAGUCUGCCAUGCGGAUCGAGCACAAUCGACCAGCUCAUAUGCCAGAUAAAUGCUGUAAAAGGUCCAGACGACGCAUUUCAGGCCAGUACAGAUGCUUUAGUAAGUAUUUAUUGACCGUUACUUAACAUUACAACCCUAUUAAACGAAGGGAAAUGGUGUUCUUGCUCUAUUCUAGAUUACUCACCUGAGCGUGUCGUACCUUCCAGAGCUACUGCCGGCUGCAGUUGUACGGGCAUUAUUUGCUAGAAGCAAGUUUUCGAUUGCUCUGUCCAACAUUCCUGCCUUCGUCGGCACUGUCUCUCUGGAAAGGUACAUUCUCCGAGAGGCCACAUUCUGGGUACCCAACAUUGAGCGCAAUCUGUUCGGGUUGACCUUACUGACAACGGACGGCCGCCUACAGAUAGGUUCAAUCGCUGAUAGGACAAUAAUUAAGGAUGAAGAAGAACUCGAACAAAUACUUAACGAAACAUUGCAGGAGCUAAGCAAUAUGGCGUGCAUGAUAAAAUGCAACUAAAUAUCUUUUACGUGAAACAGACCUUAUGUAAGUGUGAACUGACUGGGAUAAAAUACAAUGAAACGAAAAACA
Messenger RNA from Anopheles gambiae (African malaria mosquito), 1970 nucleotides. RefSeq lists its product as uncharacterized. Lineage: Eukaryota; Metazoa; Arthropoda; Insecta; Diptera; Culicidae. Bases 260 to 1498 code for a protein of 412 amino acids. Gene Ontology annotation, molecular function: long-chain-alcohol O-fatty-acyltransferase activity; diacylglycerol O-acyltransferase activity. The transcript is spliced from 2 exons. Gene Ontology annotation, cellular component: plasma membrane. Gene Ontology annotation, biological process: triglyceride biosynthetic process. The record is from RefSeq and is a predicted model, not a curated record.